AUGGCUGCUCUCCAUGCUUCAAGGCAGCCGCCGAUGCAAUGGAUCCCGCUGGACAGACGCAUGGUACCAAUCCGAAACCUGGAGUACAAUCCAGCUCACCCUGACCAAGGAGGAACCAAUAUCCCCGAAGACAUUUCGGAAAGGAUCACGAAUGCCGGCAACAAUGCUUACCUCAAUGCGAAGCGGCGCUCCGAGAUGCUGGCAGUGUCAAGAUUCUACUUCGAUCGAGCUAUCGACGGCCACCUCCGGUCUCUUGCGGAACUGACUGUCGAGAACAUCGAGGCGGUCUAUGUUGCAGCAACUCUAGCGAUGUUCCAUGCGGUUUUUGUGCUGAGCGAAAGCGACGAAGACUCCACACUUCCCUCAGUUGACGCUUUACAGUGGAUGCGGCUUGGCAAAGGCGCUCGAUGGAUCUGCGAACGAUGGGCUGCGCUGGUUGGUCCUGAUUGGAUCACAUCUUCAGGAGUCUUCUACGAGAAGCCAGGGAUGAUAGACGAGACAGCACUCUUCAAUACUGAGCACGGCAGGCCUUUCCUAAAACUUCUUACCUACGCCCAGGACUUUGAGACCAUUACAGCAGAAGACCGCAAAGUGUACCGCGAAGCGAUCAGCUACGCCGGAUCGAUCUACACGGGCAUCAUGGAGCACACCGAAGACGAGAUGAUAGCUUCCCGGCGGCUGAUGGGCACGCCUGCGAGCAACGACCCUCGCUUUGCGGAUUUUGUCGAAGCAAAGCAGCCCCGGGCUAUGGCCAUCCUCGCGCAUGUCUACGCCUGCAUGAAACUCAUUGCUGAGAAGAUACCUUGGUUCAACGGGAUUGCGGAGAGGCAAAUACCGAAGAUCUAUGAAGAGUUGCCGGUUGGAUGGAAACCGAUGCUGGCCUGGCCUCUUGCCAUCAUGAAUGGCGAGAUCGAUAGAGAGCCGACGGAGACGCAAAUCGACGAUGUCUUGGCAUUCUGA
Saxophila tyrrhenica is the source of this 960-nucleotide messenger RNA. RefSeq lists its product as uncharacterized. The record is from RefSeq and is a predicted model, not a curated record. Bases 1 to 960 code for a protein of 319 amino acids. The transcript is spliced from 2 exons. Gene Ontology annotation, biological process: regulation of transcription by RNA polymerase II. Gene Ontology annotation, molecular function: DNA-binding transcription activator activity, RNA polymerase II-specific. Lineage: Eukaryota; Fungi; Ascomycota; Dothideomycetes; Mycosphaerellales; Extremaceae.